Penaeus monodon (black tiger shrimp) is the source of this 1520-nucleotide messenger RNA. RefSeq lists its product as uncharacterized. NCBI's taxonomy places the organism in Eukaryota, Metazoa, Arthropoda, Malacostraca, Decapoda, Penaeidae. Bases 132 to 1520 code for a protein of 462 amino acids. The transcript is spliced from 4 exons. The record is from RefSeq and is a predicted model, not a curated record.
GUCGCGUCCGGGCCGUUUCCCGGAGGGAGGAGGGAAGGCCUCUCAGUUUCUGCUUUAUGUUUCGCUCGGCGCCCUCUCUCUUUGUCCUUUUUCGGCAGAAGGCGGCGUCGUGAGCUUUAGAAAAGGAGGCCAUGAAGAGGGGGGGGAAGGGCUCCUCAAGGCGGUCACAGGACAUGCAGUCUGUUCUGUUCAACCACCGGAGCCUCGCCAGUGUGGACUCGGUUGUAGUGCCAGAGACGCCCACCAACCUCGCCUGUGCCCGUCCCAGCACUGCCCCGUCCACUUCCAUGAUGUCAGUGAUGGAGACCCCGGAGAAUGAGGUGGGGUGUGGGGCACAGGGCCUGCCCCCCACCCAGUUGAAGGCCCAGGUUGGCGGGAGCACUGGCACUGAGCUCCACGCAGACAGCAGCAGCGACAGGGAUGAGAUCAAUGACUCGACUAUUCUGGACAUCACCCCUGACCUCAAGCUGGGCAAGCGGAGGAACCUCAUGUCCAUCCUGGAGUCAGAGGAUUCCUUUGCCCGCUCACUCAAGUCCCAGCGGACCAAGAACAGUUCCAUGCUCUCAGGGCAGCAGCAGCAUCCCGAGGAGGAUGACUUGGGCCUGUUCGUGGUGUCGCCUGUCAAGAAGAGUAAACGCAGGAAGUCAGCAGCCCAUGUGAUCAUGCCCUUUGACCUCAAUGACUCAGAGUUCCUCUCCAGCAAGCUGAGGACCAUUGAGGAAGGCCAGUGCAGGGCCAGGUGCUCUGUGGGGGGGCUGGGAGUGGAGGGUCUGAGCAGCAAGAAGAGGCAUUCAGCUGCAAGGGCAGGGAGGGCCACAGGGUGGAGGAAGAGCCUAAUUGUCCCCCUGAGUGCAGGUUCCUCUGAGGAGGAUGAAGUGAUCUUCAGCACUCAGAGGAAGACCUCAGAGUCCAGAGGCAGCUACCCAAAGGAAGGUGGCACUAAGAGGAGUGCCAUCUCUAAAGGCACUGCAAAUAAUGGGAUUAGCAACAACAGCCGGAGUGCCCAGAACAGAAGCGGUGAUGCCACCAAGAUAUUCGACAGUGAGGACCUGGACUUGACCCCUAUUAAGACCUCCAGCCAGGAGACUUCCAUCCGGAACAUCAUUGCUGGCCUAGACUCGCAGCCGACUGCUGUGGAUGAUACAUUGCCCCAGGCCCUUCCUGGGGGCUGUGGGGUGGCGGGGAUGAGCUUCCAGAACUUCAGCACGCGCUCCUUCAGGCUGCUCCAGGCCCAGCUCCCAGGGGGGGCAGAAAAGGGGGUGAAGGGUGCAGGUGGAAAGGCUGACGCAGGAGGAAGGCACAUGGACUGGAUGGAGCCAUCGGAGGCGUCGGAGUCUGCAGCGACAGAGCCAGAUGUGACUGUCAUUCUGCGAGGUGUCAUUGCAUACGUAGAGGUGCGGAUGGGCAGUGACAACAGGUCACAGGUCAUCAAGGAGCAGCUGAAGGUCCUAGGGGCAGAAGUGAGAGACAGGUUGAGCCCAGACACCACCCAUAUAAUUUUUAAGGAAGUUGGAAAGUAA